AUGGAUUGGUUGUAUCCCAAAAGAAGGGGUCCAGAAUGGAAACAAGGUUGGACAAACCAGACACUAGCCUCAGUUUCAGUUCCACCCCUUCCAUUGUUGGCCAUAUUUGCCAUUGUUGUUUUCUUGCUGUCAUUGUCUCAAUACAAUAACUAUAAAGAACAGUUGGAGCAAACUAGGAUCAAUUUGCAGCUAUUUUUCUAUCUACUACCAGUCUUCUUGAUCUUCCUCAUGCGUUCAAGCAUGCUAAAUGGGGGAUUCAGCUUCUGGGGUCCGUCGCAGCCUCGGCACAACAACUCCUUUUAUAAAAGAAGCAGAGCAGAAUUUCCAUGGGGUGUCGCAAUCUUGGUGGUGGUUCUUAUAGUGCUGGUUUCUUAUCAGUCCUCAUUUCAGUCCAAGUGGUUCCCUUUUAGUGGAUCAGAUUAG
This is a messenger RNA of Nicotiana tabacum (common tobacco), 423 nucleotides long. RefSeq lists its product as uncharacterized. NCBI's taxonomy places the organism in Eukaryota, Viridiplantae, Streptophyta, Magnoliopsida, Solanales, Solanaceae. The record is from RefSeq and is a predicted model, not a curated record.